CACAACAUCUUAACCUUACACACACAGGACACUCUUAACCAGGAUCUUGACGAUGCUCGCUCCUGCCCACACCGUUGAAUACCCUUGACAGCUACAUGGUCUGCGCGUCUGUUCCUGGUUAAGCGCUGUGCCUCUCAUUCUCGCCCGCCGAUCGCGAGUCAGAGGUGUGGUUGGCUCAAUUGCCCGCUUCCUGCCAACUUCAACGACCUGCCAGUUCAAAACAUGAACUCCGACAUCCAUCCUGACACCUCUGCUUCGACUAAACGACGUCGAGCAACCCUUACCAAGAAUCCUCCGCCCUCUGCCUUUCCCUCUAAGCUCCCUUCACUACGAAAACCGCAGUCAUCGGCCACUCUCCAACGGGCACCAUCAGCACCAUCUCCAUACCCGCGCACGCAAGUAGCCUCACAAUCUGCCCGCGACUUCCACCAUCGAUCUCAAUCCGGCGUCUACGGAUCGAAUUCUUCUCUCGAACAGAUCAGCGCCAGUCCAUCUCCCAUCAUUCCCGCCAACGGUUUCUUCGCCCCUGCCACUGGCGACACAUACCUACCACCGCAACACUAUCCUCCCACCCCGCAAACCUCAGAUGAACGUCACAACGACUUGAUAGGCGCGCCUUUUGACGCUUCGGGACUUCUCUCUUCAUUCCAAGCCACGGGAACAAUCAGGGAACAAAAUGCCAUGAUGCAGAACUCACAACAUCCACAACUUACUCGCAACCACACGAGCCCCGAAUCGCGCACCCCUUCGGGCGGACUGUCACAGACAUCGGCGUCUUCCGGCAUUGCCAUGAUGGAAGUCACUCCGCCCAAAUCAGAGAAUGGCAUCCUCAGUCCUAAGCGCUUCUCUGGUGAUGGCACAAAGCCGCCGGGGCCAUUUCGAAAGAAGAGCGGGUUUUCAAGCUUCGUCAACAACAUGCUAGGAUCCCCAAGAAGUAUCAAGAUCUCUGCGCCAGAGAAUCCUAUGCACAUGAUUCAUGUUGGCUACGACAAUCAGACUGGGCAAUUUACGGGACUUCCUGCGGAUUGGCAGCGAAUACUCUCAGACAGUGGUAUCUCCAAGAAUGAGCAGGAUCAAAAUCCCCAGAUGAUGAUGAACAUCGUCGAAACGUACAAGAGCAAUUUUGGCGGAAUGGACGAUGGAGUAUGGCAGAAAUUCGACCAUGCGAAACUAUCGGAUUCGUCACAGAGCAGUACCAACAGUUAUCAAAGUCCAACAAUGACAACACCAAAUAUCGGUACCAACCCGGCUGCUUAUUCGCCUAUUGCUGGCGUCAUCUCGCCGCCUGCAAGCCCUCGAUUCCCUCAAAAUCAUGAAGGCAGCUUCGAAAAUCCUCGAGCCGCACCACCGGUACCGAGGGGCCCUUCAACCAUUGCAAUGGGUAGCAAGCCAGGCCAAUCUCCUGCGAUGAUGAUGCCCAACCGACCAGCUCCAAAACCUCCUACACACAAUCUUAGGGAUCUGGCACCAGCUCGACCGGCGCCGCCUCCCCCGUUCAAGCAUGAUCUGCCGGUUCGGUCUUACGAGCAAUCUCCAAAGCCUCAAACACCAGCCGGAACAAUACCAAGCUCCUCGCCGCAGAUUGCGCAAGAAGAAGCAUUCAGUCGCUCCAAUUCUACCAAAGCUCUCCAGUCAUCCCCUCCACGGCCGCAGGCGCAGCCGGCGAUCCAGUCACCUGCCCAAUAUCAGCAACAGCAAGAGCAAGCGAUGAUGGUAGCACAGCAAGCCAUUCAGAGCAAGCAGCUUGACCGGAGCCGAAGUCAACGUCAAGUUGCCCCUGGAGCUCCCGAGGUCCCACCCAAAAUACUCCCUCAGAAGUACAGUCCCCAUGUUCCUCAAACUCAGUUUGCUGCGGCGGGGGAAUCACCAAACCUACAAGGUCAGGCACAGCUGGCCAAGGUCGGCCCGGUGCCGGGUCCUCGGCCUCGAGCAAAACGACAGCAAAGCAACAUUGUGGAUGUCACCGCUCGGUUACAGGCUAUCUGCACCCCCGGUGAUCCCACCAUGAAAUACAACAGUCUCAACAAAAUUGGACAAGGUGCUUCAGGAGGAGUGUUCACCGCAUAUGAGAUGGCCACGAGGAGAUGUGUUGCCAUUAAGCAGAUGAACCUGGAACAGCAACCCAAAAAGGAUCUCAUCAUCAACGAAAUUAUCGUCAUGAAAGACAGCAAGCAUAAGAACAUUGUCAACUUCAUCGACAGCUACCUGCACGAAGGUGACCUCUGGGUCGUGAUGGAAUACAUGCAAGGAGGUAGCCUUACGGAUGUUGUGACCUUCAAUGUCAUGAGUGAGGCGCAGAUUGCCGCUGUCUGCAGAGAAACAUUAUACGGCCUCCAGCACUUACACUCCAAGAACGUGAUCCACCGGGACAUCAAAUCUGACAAUAUCCUGCUAUCUGAAAGAGGCGAAAUCAAGCUGACUGAUUUCGGCUUCUGCGCACAAAUCAAUGACAGUCAGAACAAACGGACCACUAUGGUGGGAACUCCAUACUGGAUGGCACCAGAAGUCGUCACAAGAAAAGAAUAUGGUCGCAAGGUUGACAUCUGGAGUCUGGGCAUUAUGGCUAUCGAAAUGAUCGAAGGAGAACCCCCUUAUCUUACCGAGUCGCCUCUACGAGCUUUGUAUCUGAUCGCUAAGUACGGGACACCAAAGAUCAAGAAUGAGGGCGACUUGUCACCAGUCUUACGCGACUUCCUGCAUUUCGCCUUGAGGGUGGAGCCCGAAAAGCGAGCGAGUGCUCAUGAUCUGCUUCAUCAUCCUUUCAUGCAUAACUGUGCACCACUCAUCAGCCUCGCUCCGCUUGUACAAUCAGCUCGAGAAAGCAGGGCUGCAGAAAAGGCCAAUCGUGGCAACUAAUAGUUGUCACUUUCGGUUCCUCUGUACAAUUAAUGCGACACCUAUUCUGGCGUGUUCAGGCGCGAUACGGCCCAAUAUCCGCCUAUACAGACGGGAUUUCGACGUCCCUUAAUGUCUCCACAGGCACCGAACAGCAUUUCCUGUGUUACAACAUGAAAGCCAGUUAUAGGAAGAGACUUUGCUUGGUGUGCUACACUUUUUCACGAUUUUACGGCUCAAAAUGUGUUCCGCAGCCUUCUUUCUGCUCACGUAGCCCGGAGGAUAUUGGAGCGGACCUCCUUUUCUACGGUCUUCUAAGGAGGGCAUUAUGAUUGAACGAUGGCCAUGGAGUUCUUGGUCGAAUAUCGGAUAUGGUAUGGACUGUUCCGUGAUCGGGUUUUAGCGCAAAGCACAGAAAGACUUCAUUGCGAUAUCUAGAGGUCUACACUGCGUAAGAUAGGUAGGAUCUUGUACCUCGAUGUGUAACAGAAAGGGAGACAAGAAAUGCAAACGAGACAGCUUCGAAUAUGAGAGAGCAUGUCUAUUCCGAGACCUUAACA
Messenger RNA from Exophiala xenobiotica, 3395 nucleotides. RefSeq lists its product as uncharacterized. NCBI's taxonomy places the organism in Eukaryota, Fungi, Ascomycota, Eurotiomycetes, Chaetothyriales, Herpotrichiellaceae. The transcript is spliced from 4 exons. Gene Ontology annotation, cellular component: cytoplasm. Gene Ontology annotation, biological process: protein phosphorylation; intracellular signal transduction; regulation of MAPK cascade. The record is from RefSeq and is a predicted model, not a curated record. Gene Ontology annotation, molecular function: ATP binding; protein serine/threonine kinase activity. The coding region runs from base 223 to 2856 and encodes 877 amino acids.